This is a messenger RNA of Aspergillus terreus NIH2624, 1755 nucleotides long. RefSeq lists its product as uncharacterized. Bases 1 to 1755 code for a protein of 584 amino acids. Gene Ontology annotation, cellular component: fungal-type vacuole membrane. Gene Ontology annotation, molecular function: basic amino acid transmembrane transporter activity. The record is from RefSeq and is a predicted model, not a curated record. Gene Ontology annotation, biological process: basic amino acid transport; transmembrane transport. The transcript has 2 exons. Lineage: Eukaryota; Fungi; Ascomycota; Eurotiomycetes; Eurotiales; Aspergillaceae.
AUGGGCCCGAUCCAGCGAUGUGCGGAGUUUCCCGUCACGUCUCCCGCGGGGUUUUCAGCUUCUCACUCUCCCUCCAUCAACACUCUGGACAGUCAGGCCAUUUUUCUGCACAAGACAUCGAUGUCUUCCGACAGAACAAGUCCCCCACGGGAACACUCCGUGUCAGAGCAGACACCUCUCUUGGGGGAACAACCUGUGUCGGUCCGCCCGUCGGAGGAGUCUCCCGUGCCUCUGGUGAAGGAACCAACCACUAAAGAACUGAUCUUGGUGCUGGGAAGCAUAUGGGUGGGUGUCUUCCUGGCCGCUCUCGACACGACAAUCGUUGCUACGCUGACCGGUCCGAUCUCGUCCUCGUUCCACUCACUGUCGCUUCUCUCCUGGCUGGCAACUUCAUACUUAAUAUCGAAUGCCGCCUGUCAGCCACUCAGCGGUCGAUUGACCGACAUCUUCUCCCGACGGGCCGGACUCGUCUUCUCCAACAUCUUCUUCGCGGCGGGUAACCUCAUAUGCGGUCUGGCGCAAAGUCAGAGCACCAUCAUCCUGGGCCGGGUGGUGGCCGGAAUUGGAGGAGGCGGCCUGACAGCCAUCUCAACCUUUGUGACCUCGGAUCUAGUCCCUCUCCGCAAGCGCGGGGUGUGGCAAGGCAUUGGGAACAUUUGCUACGGAGCUGGCAGCGGUCUGGGCGGUGUCUUUGGAGGCUGGAUCAACGACACAUUGGGAUGGCGAUGGGCGUUCCUGAUCCAAGUCCCGUUUGUCGUUGUGUCCGGCAUCCUCGUCAUCUUCACAGUGAAGAUCCCCGUGAAGGAGACUGAAAAAUCGGCGCUGAAGCGAGUGGACUUCCUCGGCGCAAGUACUCUGGUUAUGACGCUGGUUCUCCUACUCCUGGGACUGAACACGGGCGGCAACAAGGUCCCGUGGACACACCCCUUGGUCUUGACAUCGCUGCCCCUUUCCGCGGUGUUCCUGGGUCUCUUUGUCUAUGUGGAAGCGGAAAUCGCAUCGGAGCCGGUGAUCCCUGUCCGCCUCCUCCUCAAUCGCACAGUUUCCUCGUCCUGCCUCACGAACUGGUUCUCGACCAUGGCCGUUUUUGGGCUUCUUUUCUACCUGCCACUGUUCUUCCAGGUUCAGGGUCUGUCCGCCACUGCUGCAGGGGUCCGCUUGAUCCCGCAAGCGAUCGGUACGUCUCUGGGAUCAUUGGGAUCAGGGAUCCUCAUGCGAGCCACCGGCCGCUAUAAAAUCUUUAGCUACAUGGCCAUGGCUAUAUUGGUGGCCAGCAGCGUCUUGAUCUCUACCCUGACCCUGACCACUCCGUCCUGGCUGCCAUUCUUCUACUUCUUCCUGAUGGGGGCGGCCUACGGCAGUAUGCUGACGAUCACCCUGGUUGCGCUCAUCUCCGCCGUGGACCAUGAAUAUCAUGCAGUGAUCACAUCCGCAUCCUACGCCUUCCGCAGCACAGGAAGCACGAUCGGAAUUACCAUCGCCUCCGCUGUGUUUCAGAACGUCCUCAAGUCGGGGCUUUGGUCCCGGUUUGGUGACCGCAAAGACGCGGCGGAGAUUAUCUCCCGCAUCCGCGACAGCUUGGAUGAGAUUCAAAAGCUCCCGUUGGAUUGGAAAGCGGGCGUCUUGGAUGCAUACAUGGACUCCUUGCGCGCUGUGUUCAUGACGCUAUUGGGAUUGAGUGUUCUGGGAGCGCUGGUCAGCCUGGGCAUGCGCGAGCAUGUGUUGCACAACAACCUGGCCCGGCGAGAGCGGUGA